Molecule: messenger RNA, 1713 nt
Organism: Symbiodinium sp. CCMP2592
Lineage: Eukaryota; Dinophyceae; Suessiales; Symbiodiniaceae
Source: the annotation of a GenBank genome assembly
AUGGAUGUCACCCGCAGCACUACACUCAGAGCAGCUGCCUUCAUCGAGCAUGGAGCGGAUUUGCCAGGUUCCCAGCCCUCAGAGAGUGGAACCGGACUGCGCGAAAGUGCUGCCCAGGUGCGUGCUGCUGCCGGUGCCGGUCGUGAGGCGGAUGUUGCUGCGGCAGUCUUCCGGCUAGCCCAGCAAAGCCUGGUGCCUCCCUUCACUGCGGAUUCAGCAGAGUUCGCUGCCGCCGCAUGCGCUGCUGUGGCUGGCUUGUCUGAUCCGGAUCUACUUGGAAAGGAGAUCGGGCGCUCUCACAUCUUGCGGGUGCUGGAGGAGUUGGCCAGGCAUGUUGAGACAUACCAGCCGUUCGUCUUCAGCUUCUUGUCGCGGACGGGUUACGGCCGGAUCGCAGGUCUCGACGAGGUCGCCCGGCGGAUGCAGGUCGCUCUCUCUUCCAGCUCUGUUUGGCUUCUUGCAGCCUUUUGCCGAGCAGUUGGCUGUCGCUGCUUCUCUUCAGAGAUGCUUUGGGAAUGGGCAAAUGGCGAUUCGCUGUUCAUAGGGCUCCUGGUCCGAAACACCCUGACGCUGGAAGCGCUUUCUGAAUCGGUGCCGGAGACGCCGCUUCAGAGCCUGCUGAUACCUCCCGAUUUGAAUGCUCUACAGACAGUGGUUGUUCGGGCAUUUCUUGGACUCACCAGACCUGACAUCGCGUUUGCGGAUGUGAUUCCGACGCGUGUGGAGUAUCAUGGCACCCUCGAGGUGCCGGCACCCGCUCUUCAGUUUGCACGACACUGGUCGCGCCUGGCAGUCGCCACCAUAGAGACCGGACUCGUUCCCCUGCUUCUCACUGCCGCAGAAGGCGCUGUGUGCGAAACAAAAUUGCUGUUAUCGGCAUUUUUGGGAAGAUUGCUGAAUGCGGCCUUGCAGGAUCCAGGGAUCCACGAAGGGGCCGAAGAAUUACUGCAGGCAUGCCAUGUCGCUGCAGCUCAUCUCCGUGAUGUGUUGAACCACGUCUGCCAUGCGAACAGGCUCUGGAAGAUUUUGUGCGACAUUUUGCUGGAGAUUGGGCUUGUGCGUAGCUUCCUGCGUGACUGCUCGGAACUGGCGCUGGCCACGCCCGGCCAAAACGUGGCUGCUUUCUUGCAAACGGCAGCUCUGCAGGAGGAGAUGGACCUAGCUGCCAUGCCGGUGCUCUGCUGCAUCGCGGCCAACGCGCACCUGGUACCCUCACAGGUCGCCGAGUUCACGAGGCGCGUGCUGGAGCUUGAUGACAAGGAGCGGUGCAUCGUGGUCCGGGAGCUUGACGGAUGGAGGGGGCCAGUGGUAUCGGAUACGAAGGCUGCGUGGUUGGCGCUGCUGCGUGCAGUACCGGCACCUCCAGUGGGAGAUGCACCUCCAGCUCCACCACCCACGCCGCUGCAGAUGCCUCAGCGGCGGGUUCUGGCCAUGGGUGGUCUGGAGGAGCUUUUCGUGGAAGCGCCGGUGAAUAUGUCCUGUGCAUUGGAUGGCCUCCUACUCACGGACCCUGUGAUCUCUCCGCAUGGACAUGUCUUUGACCAUGCCUCCCUGGCUGCUGCUCUGGCGCAGAAUGGCGGGCUCUGCCCGUUCACGGGUAACCCCCUCAGAGUGGACAUGUGCAUACCAGAUGCGGAUCUACGCAGUUCCUGCUCCCGCCGCAUCAAAAGCUGGGCUCGGGCCAUGCUGCGGGGAACAGCCUCCAGAUGCUGA